AUGCCUGGAGGACGAGGGGCGAAGAAGAGUGGACGCGGUGACGGAGGACGUACUGAGGCGUCACGUCAGUCGCGUCGUGUUCAAGGUAUGGAGCCUGAGGAGCACAAGGACCUGGAAACAGUCGUCCGCGACGCUCGGAAGGCGAAGAAGGCUGCUCGCGAGAGCGAGGCAGUGCAAGGUGGGGACGUCGAGGCGUCUGCAGUCCAAGGUUCGACGGAGGUGAAUUCUGGGUCGCGGAUUCCUGAAGUCCCAGAGGAGCACACCCGCGAGGGUGGUGUUCAGGCGUCUGAGGGAGGCGCCAAUGCGGUUGAGCCCCCGGAGGUGGUUGACUUGGUCUCAUCUUCGGACGAGUCUGUUGUGGAAGUGAAGUCGGAGCCCGUGCGAGCGAAGGAGGAGGCGAAGACUCAGAGUUCCAAGAGUUUCAGCGCCAAGUUCGCAAGCGGCACGCCUGAAAGCGACAUCCGGGAAGCUGCUGCGCCUGCUCCGGAAUCGGGAGCAGCGGCGUUGGACGCCGGGAGCAUGGUGCUGUACGUUCGACGUGAAGUUGGACGCUGGGAAGAGGUGAAUCCUGGGAAGGUGACGCCACCAAGUGUCGUUUAUGAGUGGCUGACUCCGAAACCGGAUGCCAACUCGUACUUCGCGGCCGCGUACGCAACGGGAGACUACCUCAAGUGGCGUUUGUCUCUGGAGGAUCAAGAUGAAGCCUGGAUCCCUGAGUUUCACCUCGCCCGGUGGGGCGUCGGAACUGCUCAGGAUCUCAUGGCGACUACGAUUCCCCAGAGUAUCAUGACCACCCGCGAGUGCGUCGCCAUUCUGCAGACUCUGUUCUUCGAAGCCGGAUUUGAGUUUGUCAAUUUGAUCCCUGGCUGGUCUUUGACGCGUGCUUCCAGGAUUCCAGAAAGUCUGGUGCGCUCUAUCAUGGAGGAAACCCAGAAUUUCAUCGCCGUGGAACUGGUCGAGUGGAGAUUGGUGAUAGCUGGUGUGCCUUUCAGGGUAAACUCUGAAGAUCACGCCGCACCAAGCGCCCAAGAGCAAGCACCAAGACUGGACUACCACAAGGAAGAUGGAGACGAUGAUCUAUUGAUGACGGACUACGAUGCGGAUCUACUGGGCCGACAGUUUGUCCUGAGAUUCAGAGUCACUGGACUCAGGAUUUCACGGAGCCCACGAGGGUCGAGUGAUGCGUACAAGUCUUCGACUGGUGCCUCGCUUCAGAAUUCCACUCCCCUGAACUCCAUGUCCAAUGGACGUGAUUCUCUGGAGGCGGAAGCCAAGGAAGCUACCCCAGGCGCGGUGCCGAGUGUCAUCGGUACCUCGCGCGCUUCGGAUGAGAGUACUGCCUCGGGCGUUCAAACGUCUUAUGCUGCCGGUGAUCUUGGAUUUCAGGUUACCCGGACAGUCAUCCCGUCGCGUAUUGUGUCAGUCGACCAAGGUGACGUUGAGAUGGCAUCGUCGGUGCACUCUGACGCAGAGAUCGCACCCAGGAAGGCCGGUCUCCCCAGGAUUUCAGCCACGACUUCCGAGCCGAAACUCAGGGUUUCUGCCUCGAUUGCUGGAUUUGGUGGUCCAAGGGAUGUCAGCGCCGAUGAGCGGAGUCAACACCAGAGCUCUAAGAGCGAGAAAAUCAUCUGCGUCGAGCCGCUCGAGUGGAUCCAGGAAUCUUGGGUCAGUUUCGUCCGUGUCCGCGAGGUCUGGGCCCGCCCAAUCGAGCUGAACGUCUUGCGACAACAGCAGGAGUGGCAGGCCCGCAUGGAACAGGAGCAACGCGAGUUUCUCGCCAGAGAACGCCUGGAUGCCUUGGAGCGCGAGCGCCUCAGGGAACAACGUGACCUGGACGCGCGUCGCCAGAUCCAGGAACUUACGGAUCGCUUGGUCCACGCUGAGAUCGCCCGAGGAGAAGCGGAACGGCGUGCGCAGGACGUGGAGGCUCGCCAGACCCAGUGUUCCACUGAAACUCAGGGGAUGACCCAGAGUAUCACGGAAGCUGUACGUCUUGAGCGUGAGCGCCUGGAUGCCGCCUACGCCGAGCGCUGGCAACAGCACGAAGCCGAAGCCGACUCGGAGCGCGCGCGCUCGGUUUCCGAGACCUACGCCGGUUGGAAGGAACAACUGUCAACUAUGGAGCAGGUCCAAGAACUUGAGGCGGAGAAAGAGCGAGAGCGGGAGUCUUCCGAGAAUAUCCAGCGCUUCCACGCCGGCCAAGUGCGCGACCUUCGUGCAACAUUGGCCCAAAUUCAAGCGCGUCGCGCAACCGGCGCCCCUGAUUUGGCAACAAAUGUGAGGUCGUCAGUGGCUCAGAACCCUGAAGUCGCAACCCGACCCCAAGAAUCCAGUGGCCUAAGAGCGACCCUCGCGCAGACUUCCGCCGACACUUCCGGCAGAAUCGCGCGCGUCAAGCGGGGACAUGGCGCUACGGAGACCAAGGUGACGCAGGAUGUCAAGCUCGAGCCUGUGUCUCUGGGGAAGACGUCGGAUCCCAGGAGAACAGCGACCUCUAAGGCCUCGCAGGACUCUAAAACAGACUCCAAGCGCUCUGCACCCAAGAAACACCAGCAGAAGAAGAAGAAGCGUCAGGAUGUCAAUCCACCCUCUGACUCAGAUCCAAGCUCCGAUUCCAGCGAUGAUGACUCGUCCUCUGAGAGUUCGGAUGACAGUUCGGACGGGAACCCUGGGGUUAACCUGACGACGGCCUCUACGGCUCAAGCUGGCACUACGCUCCUGACGUUCAGACCGUACAUCAACUCGAAUACUCUGGGUGAGUUCGAUACUAUGGCGUCACUCAGGGAACGCGUGCAUUGGUGGAAGCGUUUUGCGAACAUGGCGGCUCAGGGAGGUUGGUCUACGAAGAUGCGAAUUCAGGAACUCAAGUUCAAACUCUCGGGAGCUGCGCGUGACUGCUUCAACCAGUUGCCCAAACACACUCAGCGUGACUGGAAGGAGUUGGUGUCUACAUUCAGGAAGAAGUACUGCAAAGCGCGCUCGUCGUACUCUGAACGUUACUUCACGAUGGAGAUGAAGAACUCAGAGAGCGCCCUGGAUUUCUUUUAUCGUCUGAAUUCCGCCGCUGGGAAGGCUGACAUUGACUUUCGCAAGCCUUCGAAGCGCCUGGGGAAACAUAUCCGGAGGUUCAUCAUGAAACUCAGGGACACGCGCCUCAAGACGUCGCUGCAGGGCCAGAGAUUCAGGAGUAUCGCUGAUCUAGAGUACGCCCUGGAACAGGACGAAGAUGUCUGGAGCCGCAGCGACCAUGACGCUCCGCCACCCAGAGUUCGUGACUUUCGUGCCGACAACAUUCCUCAGGGACGUUUCAAGCCGAAGCGACAAGGACGUGCGUAUGUGACUAGGGGUGAUGUCUCUGACUCUGAGUCCGACGAAGACCCUGAAAUUCACGCGCGUUUCCAGGAAAUCACGGACGAACCCAGAGUUUCAGCCCGAAGCACGAGCGCGAAUUCAGGGUCAACUCGUGAGAUCUCUGGAGAAGAAGCUUCUACGCCUAGCGCUGGGAGUCUGGCGAGUAUGAAGGGUGCCGAGUGGACUCAGACGCUGACGAACGAGGUCUAUCGUGUGAUGGAUAACAUGGGAUGGCGUCCACCGAACGCCCAAUCAGGACCGAACACGAACUCUGGAUUCCGUUCCCCUCGCCGCGAAAACCCGAAUUGGGACAAGUUCUGCGAGAAGUGCGGCAAGUGGGGCACCCAGAGGAAAACUGCUGGAAAGACGUGA
Phytophthora sojae is the source of this 3723-nucleotide messenger RNA. RefSeq lists its product as hypothetical. The coding region runs from base 1 to 3723 and encodes 1240 amino acids. The record is from RefSeq and is a predicted model, not a curated record. The transcript is spliced from 7 exons. NCBI's taxonomy places the organism in Eukaryota, Oomycota, Peronosporomycetes, Peronosporales, Peronosporaceae.